GUCAACACGAAGCGAGAACGUACUGUGUACCAGCAGUGUGUCCGUCAUUCAGUCAGUUCGCGACAUGCUGCCUUCGUCCGAGUCCAAGCCGCUUUUCAAUGGUCGAGCGGCUCCACACCCACUGGCGGCUUAUCGCCAACUGGGGCUCACCCUCGCUGGUCGGUUCAUCCUCGUUGUACAUAUAUGUAGCGGUAUCCAUCAUCGGCCAACCCACAAGUGAUCAUGGCAGGGUGCUUUGCCAUCUUCGCUCUGGUGUUUUUGUGCACUGAUAGUCCUGUCGGCAUGCAACCAGACGACGAGGAUGCGUCCACCGCGGCCCUUCCGACAGUGUCUUCGUGGUCAACACCAACCCAACGGCCAUCCACGUGCCCCGAGAUCCUUCCGCAAGAUCGCGUGGUGCUGUUCUGGCAGUCUGAAGUCGGCGGUUGCGAGCAAGUGCCCAAUGGCGUGACCCAUGUUGUGUUUGGCUUUGCCCAAACAUUUGGUGGGAUCGUAACUCCGUCGUUCCAAGGCGCCGUAGCGUCGUGCGUGCAGUCCCUUCGCCAACGCUGCAUGUACGUGAUGGGCGUGAUCGGCGGCGCCAACAACAACGUCGGCAUGAGCACGAUCCAUGACCCGCAAGCGUUUGCCGCCAGCGUCAAGUCGUUCGUGCAACAGUAUCUCCUCGAUGGCGUCGAUAUUGACGACGAAACCAGCUACUUUGAAGGGCUUUAUGACGACCACCGCGUUCGAUCAUACAUGCAGGCGCUCCACACAGCGCUCAAGACCAACGGCAACGACUACCUCCUGUCGUACGACGCGUACAUGCUAGAGGCUGACCCUGUGUGCUGGAAGAGUGCGCGAUGUUUUGCCAAGGGGGUCGAAGAGUAUGUGGAUUGGGUCAACGUCAUGGCAUACAACGUCGACACGAACGUAGCAAGGGCGAACCAAAUCUAUGCCGGCGCGACUAAAAAUGUAUUUGAAGCGUGGGCGAGGAUUGUCCCAAGAGACAAAAUCACCAUGGGCAUGUGCAUGGGGGGGGCAUGCUCGUACGGCCCUGGGCCCCCCUCGUGGGUCGUCCAGUCGUGGGCCCAGUAUAAUUACGCGUCGCACAUGGGGGGGCUCAUGAUUUAUGCCGGCUCCAUGGAUAUCAACACUGGGUUUGAAACGACCAAGCAGAUUGUUCUGUGGAUGCGCCAAGCCGCCAAGACGUUUGGGGGGCGUCGGUGGAGGACCCCCCGAUUGACGACGACAGCUACUACUAGUAGUACUAGUACUACUGCGACUACUCGAACGCCAGCCCCCACGCCGUCGCCACAUCGAAGGGACAGCACCGUGUGCGGCAUGUGUGCAAACUGCCUGUACGUGCCAACCCACGGCUGUUAUAUUGGGUGGACAUAUGACCAGUGCACUGCGUCUGCGUUCACAUGGUGUGGCCAGUAGAACGAGUGUAGUACUACUAGUAUUACGAUUAACAACUAACGUAUAUCGUACGUACGCUA
Messenger RNA from Aphanomyces astaci, 1481 nucleotides. RefSeq lists its product as hypothetical. Gene Ontology annotation, molecular function: chitinase activity; chitin binding. Bases 223 to 1422 code for a protein of 399 amino acids. Gene Ontology annotation, biological process: chitin catabolic process; carbohydrate metabolic process. The transcript is spliced from 6 exons. The record is from RefSeq and is a predicted model, not a curated record. NCBI's taxonomy places the organism in Eukaryota, Oomycota, Saprolegniomycetes, Saprolegniales, Verrucalvaceae. Gene Ontology annotation, cellular component: extracellular region.